AUGGAGAAUAUGCAGGAACUUGAGCAGUGUCAUGAAGAGAACAGGGCGCUGAAGACUACUCUUGAGGAGCUCCAAAGAACCCAUCAAGAACAAUUCCAGCAGGUGGUCCAGCAGAACGGAGCCCUGAAGGAGAAUUUUGAGGAGCUCAAGAAACAGCAAAGUGAAGAUAGAGAGGAAAAGGGAACAAUGACAGACAAACUAGAAGAGUGUGCACAAGAGAAUAAGGCACUGAAGACCACUCUGCAAGAGGUCAUUAAGAAGCAGGAGACCAAAGAGAAGCUUCUGGUCAGCACCCACCAGGAGCUCCAGAAGGAACUCAAGGAGAAACAGGCUCUGCAGAGGGAGGUGACUGCCUUGGAGUCUGCCCUCGAGUCUGCUCUCUCUGAGCAGGAGCGAGCAGCUGAAGAGGCCCUCAACAAGGCACAAGUGCGGAAGGAGAGCCUCAACACUGAGCGCCACAAAGUUAAAAAAAUACUAAAUGACUUGGACUCACAGAAAAUUAGUUUUAAAGCUGUGGUAGAAAAAUGUCACUCCGUCCACAAGGCCACGGUGGAGGAGAACAUACUCCACCAGAAAACAAUCACGGAGCCGACCACAGUUUUGAAACAAAGUGAGGACGAGAAAACCUCCGCCCUCGUCAGAUGUGAAGAGCUGCAGUUGUCCCAGAACAAGUUAGAUGAUCGGCUGCAGCAGAUCACAGUCCUAGUGGAGGAACUCCAAGCCGAAGCAGACAAGAAAAACAAAAAGAAGAAGAGGAGGAGGUGGUUUAAGUGGUGGCAGUAA
Messenger RNA from Boleophthalmus pectinirostris (great blue-spotted mudskipper), 783 nucleotides. Its product is annotated as filamin A-interacting protein 1-like. NCBI's taxonomy places the organism in Eukaryota, Metazoa, Chordata, Actinopteri, Gobiiformes, Gobiidae. The coding region runs from base 1 to 783 and encodes 260 amino acids. The record is from RefSeq and is a predicted model, not a curated record. The transcript has a single exon.